Molecule: messenger RNA, 6861 nt
Organism: Notolabrus celidotus (New Zealand spotty)
Lineage: Eukaryota; Metazoa; Chordata; Actinopteri; Labriformes; Labridae
Gene: ankrd12
Product: ankyrin repeat domain 12
Exons: 13
Coding region: 279-6131 (1950 amino acids)
Cellular component (GO): nucleoplasm
Molecular function (GO): protein binding
Source: RefSeq, a predicted model, not a curated record
GGUCACGUGAUGCUCCUCCGCCAACCAGAGCCGCGCGUGCAUGUUGUGCUGGGCUUCUCUCCGCGAGGACGAACGGCUGAAUGUUUUCAAACCAGCGAUGAACGUCACGCAGCCGUAGGCGACGGUUAACGUCCUGCAUUCAGCAAAGAACUCUUUAUAGUGAGCAAUAUUCAGUAAUAGGUCAACCCGGAUGAGUCGGUGGGAACGAGUAACCCAGUGAAAAGGUGCAUGAUGAACCUACUGCGCUGUAGCUGUCACAGCUAGUCAGGUGCCGCACCAUGGCCAAACCUGGGAGCGACAGAGAUGGAGCCAUGGUGGAUAAGCAGGCGGGGAAGAAGAGUAAAGACAAGAUAUCCCCUUUCACCAAAACUCCGAAGCUGGACCGGAGUGAACUCCUGGGGAAGGAAGGGAAGGCAAAGUCUUCUAUGAAGCGCAAGCUCUCCUUCACCGCAAGUCCGGUCCAGACGGAGGAGCGAGAUUCAGACACAGAUGACUCAGACCCAGGCCAGUCGAGUGAGACCUGGGGAGAGAGAUUAGUGCCUCCCUGCAGGAUAUACGCAGAUAAAGAUGGACCAGACAAGAAGAAGAUGAAAAAGGAGGCUGGGGGAAAGAAGUUCCAGGCCAACCUUUUGUUUGGGUAUCCUCUGUCAGAGCGCAAACAGAUGGCUCUCCUCAUGCAGAUGACUGCCAACAGUCCAGAUUCCACUCCCAGUCAUCCCUCACAAACGACCCCUGUGCAGAAGAAAGUCCCCAGCAGCACCGCGUCUCGACAGAAGGACAAGGUCAACAAGAGGAACGAGCGUGGGGAGACUCCCCUUCACAUGGCAGCCAUUCGAGGAGACGCCAAACAAGUAAAAGAGCUCAUUAGCCUGGGUGCUGAUGUCAACGUCAAAGACUUUGCAGGUUGGACCCCUCUUCAUGAAGCCUGUAAUCUCGGUUACUAUGAUGUGGCCAAGGUCUUAAUAGCAGCCGGUGCAGAGGUGAACACGCAGGGUUUGGAUGACGACACGCCUCUCCACGACGCUUCCAGCAGUGGGCACAAAGAUAUUGUGAAGCUGCUACUACGCCACGGUGGUAACGCCUUCCAGGCCAACAAGCGCGGGGAGCGCCCGGUAGACGUGGCGGACUCUCAGGAGCUGGAACAGCUAUUAAAGGGAGAGUUGCCAAUGUCGGACCAAGAGGACAGUUCAUCAGAGUCUGAAGACCCACCGUCUGUCAACCCAUCCAGUGUGGACGACAACAUGGACGACUCUGAUACUGAAAAGGACUCGGAUGGUAAACCGGGCACAAAAGCUUCAUCGUCCACGACGGGGUUGGAUGAGUAUGAGUUCAAGGACGAAGAGGAGGAGGAGGAUCUCAGUAAAGCUCUGAACGACAGACACAUCCUCCGAAGGGAACUACGGCAGCGGGAGAAGGAGGAAAAAGAUAAGAAUCAUGUGGCUGGAAAGCAGAGCAGUAAGGGGGAUUCCUCCUCAAAGUCCAAAAAGCAGAAGACCCCUCGUGUCCAAUGCAGCUCGGACACCUCCAGCGAUGAAUUGGAGAGUCUUCCAGAGAAGAGGAACUCCCCCACGUGUUCUCAGAGCUCAGAGAGCCUCAGGGCGGACGCAAAGCCUAAAAAAGAGACUGCAGAGCAGAAGGAGAAGGGCAAAGUUAAACGGAAGAGCAAAAGUCAGAUUAAAAACAAGGAAAACCAAGAGGAUGGGAAAGAAAACAGCAAAACUUUAGUCCUCUCUCUCGCAGCUGUGUCUGAGAGCACAGAAAAGGGUCGAGAGGAAGAUUCCUUUAAGAUGUCUUUCAGUCCGAAAGAUGAUUCAUCCGUCCACCUCUUCCAUUUGUCAUCCAUAAAAUCUCCUAAACUGAACCACAGCCUGACAGAUAAACAGACACCACUCAAACAGGAAAAUACUAAGAUGUGCAUUUCCAUCAGUGACAGCUCAAGUCCUGUGGAAGGUGUCAAAUACAACCACUACACAGAAGCAGAAUACUGCACUGAAGGCUCCAGCACCAAAGGGUAUAAGCACAAAGAAAAGAGCAAACAUCAACAAAAAGACUCCUGCGUGGACGGGGACGACGGCCAUGCCAGUCCUUACAAAGAUGGCAGCAUAGGAAACAGUGUGGACAGUACUGACGGUGCCUUACGGAAGACUGACGUAGACGGUAAAGUAGUAAAAAAGCAUAAACUCAAACACAAGGAGAAAGACAAACACAGGAGGGAGUACGAGGGAGAGCGGAGCCGCCACAGGCAGAAGGAGGCCAGGAAAGACGGCCACAGGAAUUUGGAGUUUGACAGGGAGUUCUGGAAAGAAAACUUUUUUAAAAGUGAUGAGACCGAUGAACCUCAGCAAAUAAAGAAGGAAAGCGAGGACAAUGGCUCGCUUCAGAAGACUUCUGAUUUGUCCCCUGUCAAAGAUGAGAGAAACACAAAAGAGAAACACUCCAGCAGCAAAGAAAAGAGGCUGAGAGAGGAGAGGGAGAAAGACAAAUGCGUGAAAAAAGAGCGGAAGGAGGCUGCUGGUAAGGAAGAGAAGGUAAAGGAUUCAAAGCUGAGUGAGCGUGACGAGCGUGUAGACUGCCACGGCUCAGGGCGGAUUCCUGAGGAGACGCUGCAGAGCAACAGCUUGAAAGAGGAGACAGAGGAGAAACCCAUAAGUGGGAUCACAGCUGAUCAAGAACAGCUGGAGUCCUCUGAAAAAGGAUCACGCGAGAAAACUGACAAGAAGCUCCCAGGAAAGGAGAAGGACUCAGAAAAAAUGGAGAAAAGGCAUCUUGACAAAGAGAAGAAGGUGAAAACCGAACACUCAGACAAAGCUGACACACAGAACUCAGUGGAUCGUUGGAAAGAAAAGGAAAGAACAGGAGCUAUUUCUUCCCAUUCGCCUGGAGAUAAGAACUACAAAGAGAAUGAGAAGCUGAAAUCUUUAUCCACAACUAAGAAGCAUGAGGACAGCAGAAAAAAUAAAGAUAAGUUUGACAAACGGUCUGACAGGGAGAGGCUGGACAGAGAAUAUGGUGCCGGAGAUCACAGAGAAAAGGAACGCACAAACUCUGAGAAGAAAGGAAAACCUCUGGAGAAGGCCACAGAUCACAGUAAAUCUGAUCGCUCCAAAGAAAAAGACUGUGACAGAAGAAGGAGAGAUAAAAUAAAAGAUGGGACUUCCUCAAGCUCCAAUCUGAAGCUACUCUUGGAGGAGAAGAAGGGCUAUCUGUCUGAGGGCAGCAAGUCUAUAUCUGCUAAAUCAAAGGAGGAAGUUGUGAGAAUGCCGGAGAAAGAUCGUGACCGCAGAGAGCGGGACAGAGACUCAGAUAAACACAAGGACAAGGACAGAGACCGGCACAAAGACCGCUCCCUGCAGGCCAAAAUCAGCAAGGCCAAAGCCAACGAGGCGGAUGCGGACAAGGCCAAGUCAAAAGCCUCGCCAGCAACGCGAGAAUCCAAGCCCAAAGAGAAACGGCUUGUGAAUGAUGACUUGAUGCAGACCAGCUUCGAGCGCAUGCUCAGCCUGAAAGACCAGGAGAUUGAGCAGUGGCACCGCAAACACCUGGAGAAAAUCAAACAGAAAGAGCGGGAAAGGCUCAAACAGCGACCUCUGGUGGACCCGAUGAAGUCCAAGCCUAAAGACAGAACAAAGCCCGAUCCGUGCUUGAGUAAGGAGCUCAUGCGCUCAAAGAGCUCUGAAGCCUCAGAUCCCAACAUUAGGGACAAACCCCAGAAGGAUGGUGCCAGUCCCAGAACGAUGUCUCUGGAUGGAAAGACUCUGCCAUCUAUCGGUGCGAAGGUCAUGUCCGCUGUGGAGAACUGUCUGACCAGAUCACCCCGGCCAGAGAGCGAACGCUUCGGCCUCAUAUCACGGUCUGUGUCUUUGGUUUCUGUCGCCAGCUCAGAGGAUUCAUGUCAGGCUACGACACUAACACCCCGACACGUUGAAUACGACUCCGACAUGAACAUGGACGCCUCCGAUUCUCAACCUGCAUUCCUCCAGUCUUCCCUCGUCAUCCAGGCCACCAGAUCACCAUCCGUUCAUGAUAAAGAUUGCAACAGUCUUCCAGAUGUGCCAUCAAGUACUCGGACGCUGCCCUCCAGCAGACACGAAUCUCCAUACCUCAGAGCCAUUCUGGAUGAGGAUGCAAAUUCAUCAGUCGAAGGGAAAACUGUGGAAAAUGUGCAGAAAUCCAGCCAGCCGACAGAGGAGCUGAGACCAAGAGAGACCCCAGCAGACUCGGAGGAGGGCCUCAGUAGUCAACAAAUUCUGAAUUCAGUCUCUGAACCAGUGGCAGAGAGAGAAGGCAGCGUGCCACAAAUGUCAAACAAAGACCCUGAGAGUAAAAACCUGUCAGAGUGUGGUAGCUCUGAAACAGGGUCGACCGAGCAGAAAACUCUCUCCUCCUCUGAUCCUCCUGUUUCAAAGGAAGCCCAGCAUCCAUUGGAAGAUUCACAGGAGGAGUUAAAUACCAAGGAGUCCGAUCAACCACUGAUACCUGCUGCUUCUCUCUCCACUGAGCCAUCAACACUCGCAAACACCAAACCCCUCCAGCAAAGUGAACCACUCACUGUUCCUGGAGAUGAGAGUGAGCAUCAGACAGAAUCAGGUGGCACACAUGUUCCUGAGCAGACGGAGGUACCUCCUCCGACUGCUGAUGGAGCAGAGGAGGACAGUAUGGAGACUGUUUCUGAGAGCUUCAGAGCAGAGGCUGUAGGAAGUCCUGUACCUUCCACUAGCUCUCACAUUCCCAACUCUUCACUGUUGGAGUCAGGCUUCAGCAAAACCACCGAGCCUGAGAGCUCUCCAGAGGAAAUGGAUGUUGAUAACAACGACUGUAAGACAUCCAAACCUUUCAGUGACACUGCAGAUUCAUCAUGUUUGGAGACUCAGGUGGAGAAAAGGGAAAGUCUAACCCCGAUAUCUUCACACAGUCCAGAGCACAAGGCUGAGGAGAUAACUGACAUCCUGCCGAGCUCAGAGAGCGACAGCAGACCGGCUGUUUCUGUCUCCGCAGAGAGUUCAUCAGCUGAGGGCAGCGUGGCCACAGACGGGUCUUCUGAAUCCAAAGAAGAAAGCUGCUCAGAGCCGAUGGAGGUGAUGCCAACAGAUGAGAAACAAGAGUCAGCUUCAUCUGGAGAAGAGCAGAGUCAAAGCACUGUCCAAUCAGCAGCUCAGACUGACUCCAGCAACAGCGCCUCAGGGAGCUCCUCUCCACAGUCUGGAGACCGGGACUCGGAUUCAUCUGGGGCUAAAGUUAAGAUCCGCUCCUCAGACGAGGAUAUAGAAAUGCACGUCCCCCAUCCACGCAAGCGAAAGAUGCCCAAAAUGUUGAAUUCCCAGCUGAGCUCCACGACUCAGCAGGACAAAGAGAGGGGUGGGCAGCAGUCUCUGGCUGCUAUCGUGGACUCUGUAAAACUGGAGGAGAUCGAACCGUACCAGACGGAGAGGGCAAACCCUUACUACGAGUUCCUGCACAUCAGGAAGAAGAUCGAGGAGAAGCGUAAAGUGUUGUGCAGCGUCACACCCCAGCCACCGCAGUAUUACGAUGAAUAUGUGACCUUCAAUGGAUCCUACCUGUUAGAUGGGAACCCACUCAGCAAACUCUGUAUUCCAACAAUCACUCCACCUCCAUCAUUACCCGAGCAGCUGAAAGAGAUGUUCAAACAACAAGAGGUCGUCCGCAUGAAGCUGCGACUACAACACAGCAUUGAGAGGGAAAAGCUGAUCGUGUCAAAUGAACAGGAAGUCUUAAGAGUCCAUUACAGAGCAGCGAGAACUCUGGCCAAUCAGACUCUUCCCUUCAGUGCCUGCACAGUUUUAUUGGACGCUGAGGUAUAUAAUAUGCCUCAAGACGUUCAGGUGAGCGAGAGUGAUGACGGAAAAACGUCGGUGAGAGACCGAUUCAAUGCCAGGCAGUUCAUGUCCUGGUUACAAGAUGUCGAUGACAAGUUUGAUAAGCUGAAGACAUGUCUCCUGAUGAGGCAGCAGCACGAGGCGGCGGCCCUGAACGCCGUGCAGCGCCUCGAGUGGCAGCUCAAACUGCAGGAACUCGAUCCGGCCACCUACAAGUCCACCAGCAUCUUCGAGAUCCCCGAGUUCUACAUCCCGCUCGUGGAGGUCAACGACGACUUUGACCUCACCCCGAUAUGAGCUGCAGGACUGACGCGCUUUGCCACAGAGGCGGCCGUGUGGAUGACACAAAGGCUGCCUGCACAUUCGAGGAACAAGAGAGGAAAAUGUGAAGCACUUAGAACGUGGCAGUGAUACAGAAGAGCACUUAGACAAGAGUUGAUUUAACUCCAGAGCUCUUACAGUCCAAACCGGCUCGCCUUCGAGGACUGAGUGGUUCUCGCUCAGAAAAAAAAAGGGGCUCCAGGCAGCAGAGGAAGCCCAGGGAGCAGAGACCAAAAGCCGGACUGGGUGGCGCCAGGAGAUGCAGCGAUGAGCAGAGAGUGGACGAAGACCAGCUGCUUCUGCUUCUCAUCCCGCAGGGUCACACAGUGAAAGAUUUCAAUUGUUUUCAAAGUGAGUGUUCAUACUUUGUGUACAGACUGUGCUCUUAAUUUUUUAACUUAUUUUAUACAUAAACAAUUGUGCAUUUGUAAAUAGUCAUGUAAUUAUUGUUUUAAACUUGUAAAAACAAAAAAUAAUAGAUAUUUUGAUUGUAAACUCGUUCUGUCUCAUGUUUUAAUGGACCAAAGUUGGUUUUUAUAUCGAGUCCUCUUCGUCUGUGAUGUUCUCGUUGUUGUUGGCUUAAACUCUUAAGCAUGUGUUGGCUUUUGUUGUGUUUUUUUGUUUUUACUGUUUCUUCCUUCCUCAUCUGGAGUUCCACGCCACAGCUGGUGUUUUUGACUUUGGCAAUUAAAUGCUGUGCAUGCGU